Molecule: messenger RNA, 1544 nt
Organism: Gambusia affinis (western mosquitofish)
Lineage: Eukaryota; Metazoa; Chordata; Actinopteri; Cyprinodontiformes; Poeciliidae
Product: protocadherin gamma-A5-like
Exons: 2
Coding region: 114-1544 (476 amino acids)
Biological process (GO): homophilic cell-cell adhesion
Cellular component (GO): plasma membrane
Molecular function (GO): calcium ion binding
Source: RefSeq, a predicted model, not a curated record
CUAAAACAUAUCAACUAAACGUUCAGGCGAGUGACCACGGGGGAUACUCGGAUACGUGUAAGGUUAUCAUUCAAGUAAUUGAUGAAAAUGACAACGCACCUACAAUACAACUCAUGUCAUUUUCAAAUUUAAUUUCAGAAGACUCUCCCCCAGGCACAACUAUAGCCGUCGUUAACGUGGAUGAUGAAGACUCUGAAAGAAAUGGUCUUGUCAGGUGUUCCAUUAACUCUGACAUACCUUUUAAAAUUGAGUCCUCCCUGACGGGAUAUUACACUAUAGUGACCGAAAGUACCUUAGACAGAGAAACUAACCCUGAGUAUAAUAUAACCAUGACGGUUUCUGACCAAGGUUUCCCACCUCUUUCUAGUACCAAAAACAUGAAUGUAAAAGUUUCAGAUGUGAAUGACAACCCACCUCAGUUUAGUCAAUCAGAAUACACUAUGAGCAUAGCAGAAAACAAUUCACCUGGAUGUUCUGUGUUUACAGUCAGCGCUACUGAUGCAGAUUGGGGUCAAAGUGCGAGGUUGUCUUACUUUUUAGAGGAAAGAGAGAUAAAUGGGAUAAUGGUCACAAACUUAAUAUCAGUGAACUCAGAUAGUGGUGUCAUACAUGCUGUGAAAUCGUUUGAUUAUGAGCAGAUAAAGAGUUUUGAGUUUAACAUUACUGCUCGGGAUGCUGGAUCCCCUCCUCUGAGCUCAGUUGCUACGCUUAAAAUAGUAGUUCAGGACAAGAACGAUAAUCCACCCCAGGUUUUGUACCCAGUCCAGACUAGUGGCUCCAUGGUGGCUGAAAUGGUGCCUCGUUCAGCAGAUGUGGGCUACCUGGUGACUAAAGUGGUGGCUGUGGAUGUGGACUCUGGACAGAAUGCCUGGCUCUCCUAUAAACUCCAGAAAGCCACAGACAGAGCGCUGUUUGAAGUGGGCUUACAGAAUGGAGAAAUAAGAACUAUCCGUCAGGUGACUGAUAAAGAUGCUGUGAAACAAAGACUGACUGUCAUAGUGGAGGACAACGGGCAGCCCUCUCGUUCAGCUACAGUCAUUGUUAACGUGGCGGUGGCGGACAGCUUCCCUGAAGUGUUGUCGGAGUUCACUGACUUUCCUCACGAUAAGGAAUACAAUGACAACCUGACAUUUUACUUAGUGUUGGCUCUGGCUGUGGUUUCCUUCCUCUUCAUCACGUGUUUGGUGGUUAUUAUAUCAGUGAAGAUCUACAGAUGGAGACAGUCUCGGAUUCUGUAUCACUCCAGCCUCCCUGUGAUUCCAUAUUAUCCACCUCGUUACUCAGACACUUUGGGAACAGGAACUUUGCCACAUGUGUACAAUUACGAGGUGUGCAGGACGACUGACUCCAGAAAGAGUGACAUUAAGUUUGGUAGAGCUGGCAGUCAGAAUGUGUUGAUAAUGGAUCCCAGUUCUACAGACACUCUGCAGAGGAUACAGAGCGAGAAGAGCAUCCUGGAUGAUCCUGACUCUCCUCUGGAGUUACUGGGAAAAAAAGAAAACUUUACUACUGUAUCAUCGCAUAGGCCUGCAAACAUUGAAUAA